Molecule: messenger RNA, 2881 nt
Organism: Anthonomus grandis grandis
Lineage: Eukaryota; Metazoa; Arthropoda; Insecta; Coleoptera; Curculionidae
Gene: sigmar
Product: tumor necrosis factor alpha-induced protein 8-like protein
Exons: 6
Coding region: 446-1039 (197 amino acids)
Biological process (GO): regulation of apoptotic process
Cellular component (GO): cytoplasm
Source: RefSeq, a predicted model, not a curated record
CGAUGUAGUCGUUUCGAAGUGAAGGUUUUACCGAUUUCGGUUUCCAGGUUGAUUAAUUUUUUUAAAGUGGGUGAUUUGUUUCGGUUUUAUUGGAAAACGAGAACCGUUUUACCGCCAAAAGAGUUGAUUUAAUUAAUAAUUGAAUAUCGAUGUGGGCCGUGGUACGGUUCAUUUGUUUUCUCGUGCGCGCGUUGUCAUAGCAACCCUGGAUUUUUCAUUAUUAUAAUCAAACAGUAAAUUAUUUUAAUAUUGCAGAUCAAACAAACCCUUUGGCCCUAAAUCAAAACGAACACUGCCACAUUCUGAUCCCUCUUGUAGUUAAUGUUAAAAGAAGACAACAUGUCCACUAUUGUGGAAGUGGAAAGCUGGAUCAUAUACCAAUACGUCGCGACCGAAUGUUCAAAUUGUCUAUAAAUUUUAUUUUUGCUUUUGUUUGUUUUGCCAUAUGAAAGACCCAUCGUCAACAUCAGUUAUGACCGAGAGCACAUUUAAGGCUCGUGACAUCGGCCUCAGAGCUCAGAAAAAGAUCCUGAGCAAAAUGGCGGGCAAGAACGUUGCCAAGGUGUUCAUCGAUGACGUCACCGCAUCCCUUCUAGACAAUUUAUAUCGGCUUGCCAAACAAUACUCAAACAACAAAAAAGAAGCCGAAAAACUCAUCAAAAACAUCAUCAAAGUGGUAAUCAAAUUAGGCGUGUUACACCGCAACAAUUUACUAUCAGAGGAGGACUUAAAACUGGCCGAGAAGUUCAAAAGCAAAUUCCGUAUGGCCGGCAUGACGAUCAUCUCCUUCUACGAGGUGGACUUCAGCUACGACCGCAACUAUUUGGUAAAAGCCCUGGGGGAAUCCCAAAAGAUCCUCAAGGCCAUCAUCUCGCGACACCUAACGGAUAAAUCGAUAAACCGGGUCGAGAGUGUCUUUGGGUUCUUCGCUAACGAGACUUUUUUGGACGCGAUGUUCAAGAGAGACAGCGAGCAUCGCGAGGCCCUCGGUAGGGUCGUUAACGAUUUGAAUAGGGCCAUCGAUAAUGGCGAUCUGUAAGAUGUUCUUGCCUAUAAAAGGGUGAAAAUUGGGGGUUUUUUGGUCCUAUAUAUGCUAUGAUAAAGUGUUACAAGAUGUGUUUAUCGUUGCGGGAGGACUACAUGGUUUUAUUAAGAGGGUAGUAUUACUUGUUUGUCAUUCUGCCGACGUCGGAACGAGUGUGUAUUUAGAUGCUAGUCAUAGGGACGCCUCGUCAGGGGUCUUCCUAGUUCCAAGGGUCAUUUUGGAUUUCAUUAAUGAACCUAAAUGUCUUAAAAUGAUAAUUUCGUGAUUAACAAUUUUGGCCAAGGACGAUUGAGGUUACGUUUUUUAUUUAAAGUUGGCAACACCAGGGAGGCUAUGUGAAUUUAGCCGCUAAUCAAGCUGUCAAUUAUGACUUUACUGACAUUGACAUUUGACAUUGAUUGGAGAUAAAAAGAGAAAAAGAACACUAACAAAAAGUUCCAUGAAGAUUGAUUUAUGCCUUCCAGUCUAGAAUGUUUUCCCCAAGCGUCAUAAAAGUUUGAGGUUAAGUUAGAAACUCUAUUUGAAGUUUGGCAACAUAGGAACGAAUAGUAUAUGUCGCCGCUAAUCUAAUAAGCUGUCAAUUGUUACUUUACUCACAUUGACAAACGACAUCGAUAAGCUUAGUCUAUUGGUCGCACUUGACCUUAACUACAAACUCUAUUAUUUAGAGAUAAAGGAGUAAGAAGUUUCCAGAUCAAUUUAGUUUCUUCGCUGCAAGAGGCCACCUUUGACUACUUUACUAUUUGGUGAUUAAAAAGAACAAGAACGCUGAUAAAAAGUUCCAAAAGAAGUUAGAAAUUCGAUCUGAAGCUUGGCAACACAGGAACAAGCAGUAUAUGUCACCGCUAAUCUAAUAAGCUGUCAAUUGUUACUUUACUCACAUGACAUCGAUAAGCUUGAUCUUUUCGUCGUACUUGCCUUUGGCGACCUACUCUAUUAUUUAGAGAUAAAGGAGUAAGAAGCUUUGAAAAGUCGAAAAAACUUAAAAUUUGAAUCGAGAUACACAGAAAAGCUUAAUCAUAUUUUGACCAUGAAAGUUUUUCCAAGUUUCCAGAUUCGUUGUACCAGAGCGAGUAUGUAAGUUUAGCCACUAAUCGAGCUGUCAAUUAUAACUUUACUGACAUUGACCGGUUUAGUCUUUUCUGCAUAAAAGGCCACCUUUGACUAUGUUACUAUUUUGGAGAUGAAAAGAGAAGACGUUGUCAAAAAGUCCUACAGAAAGACAUACAGAAAAUCUUUAAACGCAUUUUCAAGCCGUCGUAACAGUUUGAGGUUAUGUUAGAAAUGUCAUUCGUCUUCUGGCAACACUGGAUCAAGUAUGUGGAUUUAGCCAUUAAUGAAAUAAAUUGUCAAGUAUGACAAGAGACAUUUGACAAUAAAAGGAUAAUUACUUUCACCGCAAGAGGUCGCUUUUGCAAAGUUUCUAAUAUAAUUAGUUUUUCUAUUAAUUUGAAGAAGAGAGUGGAAAAUAUUGACUAAAACUAAAAAUUGGACCGCAAAUCUACAUUUUUGCGCAAGUAUCCAAAACAAGGAGAAAAGCUUUAAACUAAUGAUUUCGUCGUGGGUUUUCGCCAAGAAGUCAUAAAAGUUUGAGGUUAUGUCAGAAUUUUGAUUCGAUGUCUGGCAACACCAGAGGGAGUAUGUAAAUUUAGCGGCUAAUCAAACUGUCAAUUAUAACUUUACUGACAUUGUCACUUGACAUCGAGCAGUUUAGACUGUUCUGCGUAAGAGGCCACCUUUUACUACGUUACUAUUUUGGAGACGAAAGGAGAAAACGUUGGCAAAAAGUCCUAAAAAACUUAAGAUUUUAAUAUAAGACAUAAAGAAAAGCUUAAA